This is a messenger RNA of Lingula anatina, 2811 nucleotides long. RefSeq names its product transcriptional coactivator YAP1-A. Gene Ontology annotation, biological process: positive regulation of transcription by RNA polymerase II; hippo signaling. Gene Ontology annotation, molecular function: protein binding; transcription coactivator activity. The record is from RefSeq and is a predicted model, not a curated record. Gene Ontology annotation, cellular component: cytoplasm; nucleus. NCBI's taxonomy places the organism in Eukaryota, Metazoa, Brachiopoda, Lingulata, Lingulida, Lingulidae.
ACUAAUAAAUUUCACUUGUAUGUAAUAGUACUUGAAGAGAGUAAUCUCAUUAAUGACCUAGUUUAUGACGCGUCACUAUAACCUACUUUAAGUCAGUGGUGAAGAGGUGAAAGGAGCAAGUCAAGUUAGAGAAACUUUUUUCGAGUGGCCUCCUGCGAGUUUCCCAGGAAAACUUCAAGAUUUCUCCCCACGGAUCGUAUUGCUGGUUAAACAGAAACCGCCCAGGAUCUGCAGAUACCCCAGGGACGCGGAAUUUGUUCACUUAAACGGGGUCUGGGACGAUUAAAAACAUGGCUCAACAACCCGAAGGCAACAGGCAAGUCGGGUCAACUCAGCCCAUCGUCCAUGUUCGUGAGAACUCCAACCAAGAAUUAGACGCUCUGUUUGACGUUCUUAAUAAACAGCCCCUUCAGCCACAGAGAUCAUGGAAGGAGAGGGGUCUGCCUCCAUCGUUUUUUAACCCCAGUGUCCAGCGGACAGGUAACCACAGCCGGGAGUCCAGUACGGACUCGAUGACCAGUGGUUAUCACAGUCUGGCCCAGGGAGGGCCUGGAGGAAUGAUGCCCCUCCACCAAAAGACGCUGUCCAGCCCGGCUGUACUGGGCGGGCACUUGUCUGUGGCCCCCCAGCAGCCGCCUGCACGACACCACGUCAGACAGUCAAGUCUGGGGGACCCUAUCGCUGACGACAGCCCCCUGGGUCUCCCCCCGGGCUGGGACAUGGCACGAACCCCCAGUGGACAGCCCUACUACAUCAACCACAUCGACAAAACCACCACAUGGCACGACCCACGGAAGUCAGUGAGCAGUAUGAACCUGAGCCACCACUCGACCCCGCCCCCCUCUCACCAGUCCCCCAAUGUAUCUAUGCAGAACCUGGGGCCUCUUCCCCCAGGGUGGGAACAGGCCGCGACGCCAGAGGGAGAAAUCUACUUUAUUAAUCACAAUGAUCGCAAUACAAGCUGGUUUGACCCCAGGAUACCCAUGCAUCUGCAGCAGCCAGCAAUGAACCUGCAGCAGAAACAUCAGAGAUCACUUCCUCCACAGAUGCAUCAAUUACAGCAACAGCAUCAACAACAGCAGCAGCAACAACAACAGGCAGCGCAGCAACAGCAACCUCGGCAGUUACCUUCCCCACAAAUGACAGGGCCUAAUGGCCGACAGAGAACGCUACAGGAGCUCCAGCGAGAAGAGGCGCUGUUAAAAAGACGACAAGAAGAGAUUACAAAACAAGUACAGGUGCAAGAGAUGAUGCUGCGGCAACACGGGAUGAAGAGCGAGCUGGCAGUUAGUAAUACGGGGGUCGACCCGUUCCUGAAUCAGGGCUCCUCAGAUUACCACGCCAGACAGGAGAGCGGAGACAGCGGUUUAGGUGGGAUGGGGACAAACUAUAGCUUACCAAGAACUCCAGAAGAUCUCCUGGGUAACAUGGACGAUAUGGACACGUCAGAAGGAGGUCACAAACUACAGCCUCAGCAAAUGGAAUUUGGCCACGAUAACAUGACCCUCGGCAACAUGGGGGAGAGCGACGAAACUUCCAAUAUGGACAGCGAUGAUCUGGUGCCUAGUCUGAGGGAGGAUAUUAGCAAUGAACUGUUAAAUGACAUGGAGAGUGUUCUGAAUGGCCAGGACAGUCUACAGACCCUCACAUGGCUGUGAAACUACUCACUACAUAAAACUAAGAACAAAGAUCUUCAACUUGUAAUAUAGUAUUAUUAUUAUCAUUAUUAUAGUGGAGAAUGGAAGUUUUCUUUUGAAGCACCAAAUGAGUAAUUCACUCAAAGUCAGAUUUUUAUUAUUUUAUCUAUCUUUUAGAAGUAGUUGUUGUAUUUUUGUAACAGAAUGAAGCUUAACUUAUCUAUUUUGUAAGAGCAAAUUGUUAUUUUUUAUCAAAAUUAUGAUAUUUCAUCAUGGAGUUUGUGGCUCUUCUUGACCGCUUUCAAGACACUGGUGUCAUCUAAUGGUGAUAUAAAAAAGUUAAGUUUAGGACAGGUAUGACACAUUCAGAAGGAAAAAAAUGAUAUUGGGGUGGAUUAAUUGGCAGUUCUACUUAUAACGGUGCUAUACUAUUGUCAUAAUUCCUGGUUUACCCAGUUUGAGGCUGUCGAGUGGAGUCUGCAGGUUUUAUCACUGAUUUGCUCUUACAGUAUGGAUAAUGCUCUCAUGGGAACCUCCAAUCAUGUGUGUAGAUAUGUAAAGAGAAAAUAAUACAAAAAGGGAAACACACCAAAGUGACAAAAAGGCAACACGUAAAACAAUUUCAAAAGGAUAGCCUUUGAAUAGAUUCCCUGCAGUUGAUGGAAAGAAAAACUGGUUUAACAGGCGUUUUGUUAUAAGACAGCCAUGUACCACCUCUGUGUAAAUAUAACUGCACUGGUUUCAUCUUAUAAAUAUGAACAAAUAGUUUUGAAGAGAGUGAAAAUUUGGAAGUUUUGUUGUUGUGGGAGUGAACUCUGAGAGGCAAGCAGACUGUUCUUACAUACAUACAAGUAUUUAUACACUAUUUUCACCAUUGUAAGAAUAAAAUCAGAUGUACUAUAUAAUGUCAGUUGAUAGGGCAGAAAUGGGGAGGGAUUAGCUCUCCUUUUUUUUAUGAAAAUGACAGUUACGGUGUUUGCUGGUGUUUUUAAGAAAGGGUAAAAUUCAGUGAAAAAAGAAUGCCCAGUUAAGCCCCCACCUUCACUUAAAAUAAUAGAACAGAGUUAUUGAUUACCACUUACCUCUUUAAUACUAGCAUAGCUUCCUGUUUUUCGCAGACAUGAGCCCAUGUUUGAGAACACAAAACAUUUAUUGGGGAACCAAACACCUUACG